Messenger RNA from Nematolebias whitei (Rio pearlfish), 2220 nucleotides. Its product is annotated as protocadherin alpha-7-like. Gene Ontology annotation, molecular function: calcium ion binding. Gene Ontology annotation, biological process: homophilic cell-cell adhesion. The transcript has 3 exons. Lineage: Eukaryota; Metazoa; Chordata; Actinopteri; Cyprinodontiformes; Rivulidae. Gene Ontology annotation, cellular component: plasma membrane. Bases 1 to 2220 code for a protein of 739 amino acids. The record is from RefSeq and is a predicted model, not a curated record.
AUGGGAGCAGGAGGACAAAGCCGGGGGAUGCGGUCUUGGUGGCUCGCUCUCAGUUUCUCUGUGAUGCUCAGCUGCGUGGAUCCGAGUUCAGCUCAGAUAAAAUAUUCUAUCCCAGAGGAAGUCAAGGUGGGAUCUGUUGUUGGAAACAUUGCGAAGGAUCUGGGAUUGGACGUAAACACGUUGGAGGAACGGAAAUUUCGCAUUGUGUCUGGAAGCAAAGAAGCUCAGUUUGAAGUGAGUCAGAACAAUGGCGUCCUGUAUGUGCACAGAAACAUCGACAGAGAGCAGGUCUGUGAGAACGUGUCCCCCUGUCUGAUCAACCUUAAACUAGUGGCUGAGAAUCCCAUGGAAAUACAUUAUAUUGGAGUGGAAAUUAUUGACAUAAAUGAUAAUUCACCGAGCUUUCAGGAGGAGGAGAAAAUCUUAGAGAUUUCUGAGUCUGUUCUCCCAGGGAGACGUUUCCAGCUGCCAAACGCGCAUGAUCCAGAUGUUUCUCUUAAUACAGUGCGUGUUUAUAAACUAAAUCAGAACGAUUUUUUCAGUUUACAAAUUCGAGAAAGUGGAGAAGUCAAGGUACCACUUUUAGUUUUGCAAAAGGCUCUGGAUAGAGAAAAGGAUAAUGAACAUAAAUUGACUCUGACAGCUUUAGAUGGUGGGAAUCCUCCCAAAUCAGGGACUCUGAACGUCACAGUCACAGUCUUGGAUUCAAAUGAUAACCAUCCUGUAUUCAGUCAAGAUAUAUAUUCAGUUUCAAUAUCUGAAAAUGUCAAAAAUAAUACCAGCGUAAUUACGGUUAAUGCGACAGAUUUAGAUGAAGGUGUGAAUGGAGAAACUGAAUAUGUAUUUGGUAAUGAGCUUAAUGCAGACUUAUAUAAUAUUUUCAGUUUAAAUAAAGUCAGUGGGGAAAUAAGAACAAAAGGAAAUAUUGAUUUUGAAAGGACAGAUAUUUACAAAUUAGAAGUCCACGCUAAUGACAAAGGACAUCCUCCGAUGGGUGCAGACUGCACAAUAAUCAUAAAAGUGUUGGAUGAAAAUGACAACGAGCCAGAAAUAGAAGUGACUUCUCUCUCUAAACUGGUUUCAGAAGACUCCAAACCGGGGACUGUGGUUUCUUUAAUUAGUGUCAAAGACCAGGACUCGGGUCUAAACGGUAAAGUGAUCUGCAGUCUUUCAAAUAAUGUUCCAUUUGAUUUAAAACCAUCAUUCCAGGACAACAUGUACUCUUUAGUGUUAAAACAGCGUUUGGACCGAGAGUCAGUGUCUCAUUAUGACAUCACAAUAACUGCUAGUGACUGCGGUCAGCCUCCUCUGUCCACAUCCAGAACUCUGAGCAUUGAUGUGUCUGACGUCAAUGAUAAUGCGCCCGAGUUUUUACAUAAUCCAAUAGAACUUUAUCUGAUAGAGAACAACGUUCCUGGGAAUCCAAUUUGUUCUGUGUCUGCUUUGGAUAAAGACUUGGCUGAGAAUGCUGCUUUAAGUUAUCAUUUAGUCAGGGAGGAGAGCAGACAAAUGAAAACAACUGCAUUUUUGAACAUCAACUCAGAAAAUGGACAAAUAACUGCAUUGAAAAGUUUUGACUUUGAAAAUCUGAAAACUUUCCAGUUCCAAGUUGUGGCCACAGACUCUGGAGCUCUGUCUCUGAGCAACAACGUGACAGUGAACGUGUUCAUUCUGGAUCAGAACGACAACACAAUGGGAGCAGGAGGACAAAGCGGAGGGCUGCGGUCUUGGUGGCUCGCUCUCAGUUUCUCUGUGAUGCUCAGCUUGGUGGAUCCGAGUUUAGCUCAGAUAAAAUAUUCUAUCCCAGAGGAAGUCAAGGUGGGAUCUGUUGUUGGAAACAUCGCGAAGGAUCUGGGGCUGGACAUCAGUUCCCUACUGGAACGGCAGUUUCGCAUUGUUGCUGGAGCAGAGGACGUUCCGUUUACAGUAAAUCCAAACAAUGGCGUCCUGUUCGUGCAGGAAACGAUAGACAGAGAGAAAACAUGCGAGAGCGUGUCUCCUUGUCUCAUUAACCUGAAACUAGUGGCUGAGAACCCCAUGGAGAUACAUUAUGUUGGAGUGGAAGUUAUUGACGUUAAUGAUCAUUCACCGAGCUUUCAGGAAGAGGAGAAAACAUUAGAGAUUUAUGAGUCCACGCCCCCGGGGAAGCGUUUCCAGCUGCCCACUGCCCGCGAUCCAGAUGUGGCUGUGAAUACGAGAAAACAUGUUUUCCUCAACUGA